Lampris incognitus (smalleye Pacific opah) is the source of this 8504-nucleotide messenger RNA. It is a transcript of the gene polr2a, whose product is annotated as RNA polymerase II subunit A. Gene Ontology annotation, biological process: transcription by RNA polymerase II. The record is from RefSeq and is a predicted model, not a curated record. Lineage: Eukaryota; Metazoa; Chordata; Actinopteri; Lampriformes; Lampridae. The coding region runs from base 238 to 6138 and encodes 1966 amino acids. Gene Ontology annotation, molecular function: DNA binding. Gene Ontology annotation, cellular component: RNA polymerase II, core complex. The transcript is spliced from 29 exons.
UCCGGAGUGUAGAUAAGGAAAGAGAAGGGGGACAGCUGGUGGCCAGCUUAGCUAGGAAUAAAAACGUGAACAGUUACGGUUGCUAGGGUAAUAAACAACAAGGGUCUUUGGGAUACCGGUUCCGGAGACAGUCUGGUCACCGUUGGCGGUCUGGCCGGAGUCCUGGUGCCAUUUUCGGGCUGUUCCUUCUCACAAAGCGGCGUGCCGAGGGAGGACGCGUCUCUUUGAAUAGACAGGAUGCAUGGACCACCCUCCGGCGACAGCGCAUGCCCAUUGCGCCUCAUCAGGAGAGUGCAGUUCGGCAUCAUCAGCCCAGAUGAGCUUAAACGGAUGUCUGUUACAGAAGGGGGAAUCAAAUACCCUGAAACCACAGAAGGAGGGCGUCCUAAACUUGGUGGCCUUAUGGACCCAAGACAAGGGGUCAUAGAAAGAUCUGGAAAGUGUCAGACAUGUGCAGGUAACAUGACAGAAUGCCCGGGACACUUUGGACACAUAGAGCUGGCAAAGCCAGUCUUCCACGUCGGUUUCAUAACAAAAAUCAUGAAGAUUCUCCGAUGUGUCUGCUUCUUUUGCUCCAAGCUGUUAGUGGAUGCGAAUAAUCCCAAGAUCAAAGACAUCCUAUCUAAAUCUAAAGGUCAGCCCAGAAAGCGCCUGACACAUGUGUAUGAGUUGUGUAAAGGCAAAAACAUCUGUGAGGGAGGGGAGGAGAUGGACAACAAGUUUGGAGUGGAACAGCAAGAGACCGAGGAGGACAUUUCUAAGGAGAAGGGCCAUGGUGGUUGUGGGCGCUACCAGCCCCGUAUCCGGCGCUCCGGUCUGGAGCUGUAUGCUGAGUGGAAGCACGUCAAUGAGGACUCCCAGGAGAAAAAGAUCCUGUUGAGCCCUGAGCGUGUGCAUGAGAUCUUUAAGCGUAUUUCAGAUGAUGAGGAUAUCAUCUUGGGCAUGGACCCGAAGUACGCCCGUCCUGAAUGGAUGAUUGUCACAGUGCUGCCUGUGCCUCCUCUGGCAGUCAGGCCUGCUGUAAUCAUGCAGGGCUCCGCUCGAAACCAAGAUGAUUUGACACAUAAAUUGGCUGACAUUGUCAAGAUCAACAACCAGCUGAGGAGGAAUGAGCAAAGUGGUGCUGCAGCUCACGUCAUUGCCGAAGACGUCAAGCUGCUCCAGUUCCAUGUAGCCACCAUGGUGGACAAUGAAUUGCCAGGCCUGCCCAGGGCAAUGCAGAAAUCGGGCCGACCCCUUAAAUCCAUCAAACAGCGUUUAAAGGGAAAAGAGGGACGAGUCCGAGGCAACCUGAUGGGAAAGCGUGUGGACUUUUCUGCCCGAACUGUCAUCACCCCUGACCCCAACCUACAAAUUGACCAAGUUGGCGUCCCACGAUCCAUUGCAGCCAACAUGACUUUCCCAGAAAUUGUCACACCUUUCAAUAUUGAUAGGUUACAAGAACUGGUGCGAAGAGGCAACAGCCAAUACCCAGGCGCCAAAUAUAUCAUCCGUGACAACGGGGACAGAAUUGACUUGCGGUUCCACCCCAAACCAAGUGACCUUCAUCUACAGAUUGGCUAUAAGGUGGAAAGACAUAUGUGUGAUGGAGACAUCAUCAUCUUUAACAGACAGCCCACACUACAUAAAAUGUCCAUGAUGGGGCAUAGGGUUCGGAUCCUGCCCUGGUCCACCUUUCGUCUUAACCUCAGUGUGACCACCCCAUACAACGCUGACUUUGAUGGAGAUGAGAUGAACCUCCACCUGCCCCAGUCCCUUGAGACCAAGGCAGAGAUUCAGGAGCUCGCCAUGGUGCCACGCAUGAUUGUCACGCCCCAGUCCAACCGGCCCGUUAUGGGAAUUGUGCAGGACACCCUCACAGCUGUGCGCAAAUUCACUAAGAGGGAUGUUUUCUUAGAGAGGGGCGAGGUGAUGAAUCUGCUCAUGUUCCUCUCCACGUGGGAUGGCAAGGUGCCCCAGCCAGCCAUCCUCAAGCCCCGCCCUCUGUGGACGGGCAAGCAGAUCUUCAGCCUCAUCAUUCCGGGACACAUCAACGUCAUCCGCACUCACAGCACCCACCCCGAUGAGGAGGACAACGGGCCUUACAAGCACAUUUCACCGGGAGACACCAAGGUUAUUGUGGAGAAUGGCGAGCUGAUCAUGGGUAUCCUGUGUAAGAAGUCUCUUGGGACCUCGGCUGGCUCCCUGGUCCACAUCUCCUACUUGGAGAUGGGCCAUGAUGUCACCAGGCUCUUCUACUCAAACAUUCAGACUGUGGUCAACAACUGGCUGCUCAUUGAGGGGCACUCCAUUGGUAUCGGGGACUCCAUUGCUGACGCCAAGACAUACCUUGACAUCCAGAAUACAAUCAAGAAAGCCAAACAGGAUGUGAUAGAGGUUAUUGAGAAAGCCCAUAACAAUGAGUUGGAGCCGACUCCUGGUAACACUCUGAGGCAGACCUUUGAGAACCAGGUCAACCGCAUACUCAAUGACGCUCGUGACAAAACGGGAUCCUCUGCUCAGAAGUCCCUGUCUGAAUACAACAACUUUAAGUCCAUGGUGGUAGCUGGUUCCAAGGGUUCAAAGAUUAACAUCUCACAGGUUAUUGCUGUGGUAGGGCAACAAAACGUGGAGGGCAAACGGAUCCCCUUUGGCUUCAAGCACCGCACACUGCCUCACUUCAUCAAAGAUGAUUACGGCCCCGAGAGCAGAGGGUUUGUAGAGAACUCGUAUCUGGCCGGCUUGACGCCAACGGAGUUCUUCUUCCACGCCAUGGGAGGCAGAGAGGGACUUAUCGACACGGCUGUCAAAACUGCCGAGACUGGUUACAUCCAGCGUCGUCUGAUCAAGUCCAUGGAGUCAGUCAUGGUGAAAUAUGAUGCCACAGUGAGGAACUCCAUCAACCAGGUGGUGCAGCUGCGGUACGGUGAGGAUGGCCUGGCUGGGGAGGCUGUAGAGUUCCAGAACAUGGCCACACUCAAACCCUCCAACAAGGCCUUCGAGAAGAAGUUUAAGUUCGACUGCACAAACGAGAGGUCACUGAGACGCACCCUGCAGGAGGAUGUGGUGAAAGACGUGAUGACCAAUGCCCACGUGCAAAGUGCUUUAGAAAGGGAGUUUGAGAAGAUGAGGGAUGACCGAGAGAUCCUUCGUGCCAUCUUCCCUACUGGUGACAACAAGGUGGUGCUGCCGUGCAACCUGGCCAGGAUGAUCUGGAACGCCCAGAAGAUCUUCCGGAUCAACACUCGCACCCCGACCGAUCUCAAUCCGUUACGGGUGGUUGAGGGCGUCCAUGACCUCAGUAAGAAGCUGGUGAUUGUGAAUGGCGAUGACCCGCUGAGCAGGCAGGCCCAACAGAAUGCCACGCUGCUCUUCAACAUCCACCUGCGCUCCACACUCUGCUCCAAACGCAUGACCGAGGAGUUCCGUCUCUCCACAGAGGCCUUUGACUGGCUGCUAGGAGAGAUAGAGACCCGGUUCAACCAGUCUAUUACUCACCCAGGUGAGAUGGUGGGAGCCCUGGCUGCCCAGUCAUUGGGAGAGCCUGCCACACAGAUGACCCUCAACACCUUCCAUUAUGCCGGUGUGUCUGCCAAGAACGUCACGCUGGGUGUGCCGCGUCUCAAGGAGUUGAUCAACAUCUCAAAGAGGCCCAAAACGCCCUCGCUGACAGUGUUCCUGCUCGGCCAGGCGGCCCGUGAUGCCGAGAGGGCCAAGGACAUCCUCUGUCGACUGGAACACACUACUCUGCGCAAGGUGACAGCCAACACCGCCAUCUACUAUGAUCCCAACCCCCAGAGCACGGUGGUGACAGAGGAUCAGGAGUGGGUCAACGUCUACUAUGAGAUGCCCGACUUUGAUGUGUCACGUAUUUCACCCUGGCUGCUGCGUAUUGAGCUCGACCGCAAACACAUGACCGAUCGCAAGCUGACUAUGGAGCAGAUUGCUGAAAAGAUUAAUGCAGGUUUCGGAGAUGACCUGAACUGUAUCUUCAAUGACGACAAUGCUGAAAAGCUAGUUCUGCGAAUCAGAAUUAUGAACAGUGAUGAAAACAAGUUCCAAGAGGAUGAAGAGGUUGUGGACAAGAUGGACGAUGAUGUCUUCCUGAGAUGCAUUGAGUCCAAUAUGCUGACAGACAUGACAUUGCAGGGCAUCGAGCAGAUCAGCAAGGUGUACAUGCACUUGCCCCAGACCGACAAUAAGAAGAAGAUCAUCAUUACAGAGGAUGGUGAAUUCAAGGCAUUACAGGAGUGGAUCCUUGAGACAGACGGAGUGGGCCUCAUGAGGGUACUCAGUGAGAAAGACGUCGAUCCCGUCAGGACCACCUCCAACGACAUCGUGGAGAUCUUCACGGUGCUUGGUAUCGAGGCUGUGCGGAAGGCUCUGGAGAGGGAGUUGUACCACGUCAUUUCCUUUGACGGUUCCUACGUCAACUACCGCCACCUGGCCCUGCUCUGUGACACUAUGACAUGUCGAGGCCACCUGAUGGCCAUCACACGUCACGGUAUCAACCGUCAAGACACGGGACCUCUUAUGAAGUGCUCCUUCGAGGAGACGGUGGAUGUGCUGAUGGAGGCUUCAUCCCACGGUGAAAACGACCCGAUGAAGGGUGUGUCUGAGAACAUCAUGUUGGGCCAGUUAGCCCCGGCCGGGACAGGCUGCUUUGACUUGCUGCUGGAUGCUGAGAAGUGUAAAUACGGCAUGGAGAUCCCAACAAAUAUACCCGGCAUCAGUGUGGCAGGACCUACUGGAAUGUUCUUCGGCUCAGCGCCCAGUCCUAUGAGCGGCAUGUCCCCAGCCAUGACCCCAUGGAACACAGGAGCGACCCCUGCCUACGGCGCGUGGUCCCCCAGUGUUGGAAGUGGCAUGACACCUGGAGCAGCCGGCUUCUCGCCCAGUGCAGCAUCCGAUGCAAGUGGCUUCUCUCCAGGCUACUCCCCGGCCUGGUCCCCCACCCCGGGCUCUCCUGGGUCUCCAGGCCCAGCAAGUCCAUACAUCCCCUCUCCAGGUGGGGCGAUGUCUCCCAACUACUCGCCCACCUCCCCGGCGUACGAGCCUCGUUCCCCGGGCGGCUACACCCCGCAGAGUCCUGGCUACUCCCCUACAUCGCCUUCCUACUCCCCCACCUCACCCUCCUACUCCCCUACCAGCCCCAACUACAGCCCCACCUCCCCCUCCUACUCACCCACCUCCCCCAGCUAUUCCCCGACCUCCCCCUCUUAUUCACCCACAUCUCCCUCCUACUCUCCUACUUCACCGUCCUACUCCCCGACCUCGCCCUCAUACUCGCCCACCUCCCCGUCAUAUUCACCCACCUCCCCAAGCUACAGCCCUACCUCCCCCUCCUACUCCCCCACCUCCCCAUCCUACUCGCCCACUUCCCCUUCUUAUUCGCCCACCUCUCCUUCUUACUCGCCCACCUCCCCGUCAUACUCGCCCACCUCCCCGUCAUACUCCCCCACCUCUCCUUCUUAUUCGCCCACCUCGCCAAGCUACAGCCCCACCUCGCCCAACUACACGCCCACCUCCCCAAGCUACUCCCCAACAUCGCCUUCCUACUCUCCCACAUCGCCCUCGUACUCCCCGACGUCGCCCAACUAUACCCCAACCAGCCCCAACUACUCCCCCACCUCACCCUCCUACUCCCCCACUUCCCCAUCCUACUCCCCCUCCAGCCCACGCUACACCCCGCAGUCACCCACAUACACGCCAAGCUCGCCCUCCUAUAGCCCGAGCUCACCCUCCUACUCCCCGACCUCCCCCAAAUACACCCCAACCUCGCCCUCCUACAGCCCCAGCUCCCCAGAGUACACCCCCACCUCCCCAAAAUACUCGCCCACCUCGCCCAAGUACUCGCCCACAUCUCCGAAGUACUCCCCCACUUCCCCCACCUACUCCCCGACGACUCCCAAGUACAGCCCCACAUCGCCCACCUACUCGCCCACCUCGCCGACCUACACCCCGACCAGCCCCAAAUACUCUCCAACGUCCCCCACCUACUCCCCGACCUCACCCAAGUACUCCCCAACCUCACCUACCUACUCGCCGACGAGUCCCAAAGGCUCCACCUACAGCCCCACCUCCCCUGGGUACAGCCCCACCUCCCCCACCUACAGCCCUGCCAUUAGCCCCGACGACAGUGACGAGGAGAACAACUGAGCUGCUGAGGAGAAGGGGAGGCAACUAGAGGCAGGCGCCUUUACUGCCCAUCACAAACAAAUGCCCCACCCCCUCAAUUUGUGGGUGGGCAACUGAAGGAUGGCGCCUCCUUUAACCCCCACCGGAGGAGGUGGUGAUGGUUCUUCUGCUUCCAUCAGAGACUCCUGCUUGUGAAUUUCUUUUUAAUUUCAUGGAAGUCCUUUUCUGAAAAAAAAAUUUUUUUUUUUCCAACCAUCUUCGGGAGCAGGCCCCAACCCCUGACCCCCGGCCUCCCCAAGAUAAAAUCUACUACUAAUUGUACUUGAUAGACUGAACUUAUUUAGCCAGGAGGAAAAGGCUGCCUUUUUUGAAUUUUACAAUGGCUUGUUUUUAAUUUUCCAAAGGGAUGUUGGAGCAGACUUAUAACAAGUGGCAAGGAACGAAAACGAGAGGGAGCUGUGGUGAACGUAUUGAGGAGGGGGGGAAACUGUUCCUGUUUACCCGAUCUUUCGCUGCGUCCAGUCUCUCUCUCUCUUCAGUUCAGUGUUGGAUGUAUGGCUGUUUUUGGAAAGUAUUGCCAAAAGCCUUUGAAAAGCUACAAGUGGAUUAUAUUUAUCACCUAAAGCAUAAGCUUGAAAAAAAAAAAGGAGGUGGUAGGGCUGAGCCAGAACUUUGUUGUGGAUUUUAUCAAGGCGUACCUUGUUAAGACCCCCUUUUCCUGUUUUUGUAAAUGUACAUUUGUCGUCAGUUUUGGGGGUUGUUUUAUAGAGGAUGGGGGGGGCUUCUUUAUUAAAUACGAGCCUUUGGGUCAUAACGGAGGAGAAACGAAGGUUCAGACUCACUACAGCGUGGUACUUUGGUGAAUAAGUCGUCGUCCUCGCGGCGGGCUGUCACUGGCCACAGCCCUUGAAACGCGCAGCGGCGGCGGCGGCACGAAGUAGCUAAAGAACACCGAGACGCCGACAGACGGGGAAACAAGACGAGAGAGAGAGAGAGAGAGAAGCUGGCACGCAAGGCGAACGAAACUCUUGCGAUCUCUUGUGCGUCAUCGCCUCUCAUUAACAUCACUCGGGACAUAUCCAUUAUAUCUACCCAUCACCCUCUCCUCUUCUCCUCUCACAGCCCGAACACAAACCUAAAAGAUGUCAUGACAACAUCCACCAGCAUCAUUUUUGUCCAUCUCCAUUUAAAGACUCAUACUACAAAAAGCAAAAAGUUGUUUGUUUUGUUUUGUUUUUUUUCUUCUCCAGAUGAUAUUGUGAUUUCUACGGGGAAAAAAAGUUAUUACUGUCAGAAUGUUUAAUCUGUCUUCGAUUUCGACUCUAGGAGGAUUUGGGCUGUCUGUGGAUGAGGGAUUAUAGUUUGGCAUUGCUGCUUCUGUUAUAAUUUGCAUGAGUAGCAAAUGUUAAAAUGCAUUUUUAAUCGAGCUUUAGGUUGAAGUCUGCAUCCCCUCCACUCCUCGGCAACUCUUGUCCCAUUUCUGGUAGUUGACGUGUACACGAGUUUUCACUUUAUUUGGACUCGCUGUUCAACUUUAUUUAAGAUUAAAAAAAGAAAAGAAAAAAAAGGUUAACUAUUCUGUGUGCGUAAGAAUAGAGGAAAAAAACAUUUCUUUGCUUUUUGUUUUGCUUUCGGUGACUUUGUGAGGCUGUUUUUGGCGGGCGGCUCAAUGUUGAGACACUGUGGAUGAAGAGGCCGGGGACGGAGAGGAGUCGAGUUCCUCCCCUCCCGAUUCUUAAGUCGUCCUAAGUUUAGCCCGCGUGGCCCCUCUUUACAUCGAGGGCAACAGCCACGUUCACCAACAGUAGGACAAAAUGUGAUUUCCUGACAUUUUUCCCACUAGGAAGUGUUGCAGCUUCAGUUUGUCCUCCAGUUCUCGCGGGGCCACAGUUAAACGUUAGUCAAGCACUACAUUGGCAGUUGCGUUUUUGGGUCAGUUCGUCGUUUCAUCUUGUACGGGGACGAAUAAUUGCUGAACUGAACGAUGCGUUAAUGCCGGAGACUCCUCUAAAGGACAAACGGCGGGUUUGGUUUCUUAUAACCGCCGGAUUAAAAUUCAUUUCAAGGGUGCUUUCAUUAUUUGACCAGGCCCAGUUUGAUUGGAUUUGAGGGGACGUUGCUGAUCUCCAUGACUGACAGUUGAGCGCGCGCGCGCACACACACACACACACACACACACACACAGACACAGACACAGACACACACAUUCGACAUAAAUCCCCAAAGUGAUUAAACGGGCUUGGUUUCCUCUGUCCCCUCCACUUCAUCCACAAGUGAUCCUGAUCGUUUCUGAAAUCAGUGUUUGUUCUUUUUUUAAUUAUAUAUAGAUACACAUAUAUAUAUUAUAUAAAUAUAUAUAUACUAGUCUAUGUUACCUGUGAUUUGGA